Molecule: messenger RNA, 1682 nt
Organism: Mercurialis annua (annual mercury)
Lineage: Eukaryota; Viridiplantae; Streptophyta; Magnoliopsida; Malpighiales; Euphorbiaceae
Product: putative Peroxidase 48
Exons: 4
Coding region: 224-1522 (432 amino acids)
Biological process (GO): response to oxidative stress; hydrogen peroxide catabolic process
Cellular component (GO): plasmodesma; plant-type cell wall
Molecular function (GO): peroxidase activity; heme binding
Source: RefSeq, a predicted model, not a curated record
UAGAAUUAUUAUACACACAAAACCUCCAACAAACUUUCGGUUAUAAAGGGCAAUUUAGUCAUCCAGGAGCCCUAAUCUUUCCCGCCCAUUCCAAGAACUCCAUUAAACCACCUGCAAAACCCACAAAGAAACCCCUAAAUUAGGUCACUUGAAUCCAAACACAGAACUCACACAAAACCCACAAAACUAAAGAUCAGAUAACCAAUCUUUUUCAGUUCUGCAAAUGGAAAACAUGUUCAAAAUGACCGUUUUUGUACUGAUAAUGUGUAUCUUGAUCUCUUUCAAGAACCAAACCUACAAUAAAAAUCAUACCAGAGAUUUAAUCUUUGAAGAAUUUGAUCAGACUUGGGAUACGUAUCCAUCUUUUUUCUUGUCUACAGAGCAAGACGAAGCCCAUUCUCCAAUAAGAUCACUGGAAUAUGAUUUUUAUCGCAGCACUUGUCCUCAAGCUGAGAAAAUUAUUCAGAAUGUUGUUCGGGAGUUGUACAAAGUCAAGUUCAGUGUCUCUCCUGCUCUCUUGAGGCUCGUUUUUCAUGAUUGUUUCGUUGCGGGCUGUGAUGCUUCUAUUCUACUGGAUGGUGUUGACGACAAAAAAUCAGAGAAAGACUCUACCCCUAACCAUAACUUGAAGGGAUUUGAUAUAAUUGACCUAAUCAAGUCACAGGUUGAAGAAAUUUGCCCUGGAAUAGUUUCUUGUGCUGAUAUUGUUGUCUUGGCAGCGAGAGAAGGCGUUCUUCAGGCAGGUGGUCCUUUCUAUCCACUCUUCACUGGCAGAAGAGACAGUACUCAGUCUUUCUCAAAUAUGGCAGAGAAUGAACUCCCGUCGCCCCAUGCUGAUCUAUCCGACACCCUUGCAUCUUUUGCAUCUAGGGGCUUUGAUGAAAGAGAAACUGUUAGUCUCUUAGGUGGUCAUAGCUUAGGAGUGGUCCACUGCAGAUUCUUCGAAGACCGUCUCUAUAAUUUUAGCGGAACUAACAAGCCUGAUCCCUCAGUGGAUUCUCUAUUCCUGAACUUUUUGAGGUCAAAAUGCAACAGAAGUGAUGCAUCAGAGUCACCAACAGCAUCAUCUCCUUAUGACAGCUCAGUGUCAUCAUCAUAUUCAUCAUCUACAAAAACACCAACCUCAAAACCCCUUAGCCCAAUGGCAUCAUCAGCAGCACCAUCACUUUCGUUCCGAGGAUCAUUGUCUUCUCCACCACCGCUUUGCCCUAUACCAUCAGUUCUCUACGAGAGUUCACUGCUUUCUGCACGUGAAGAUACAGCAAUCAAUUUGGCUUACGAGGGACCUGGAAUAGAUUUCGGCACGCUGUACUACCGCAGUCUUCUGUAUAAUAGAGGAAUCCUGUUUUCUGAUCAGCAACUAAUGGCUGCAGAAGAAACAGGAAUUUGGGUCAGGGCAUAUGCUUCAGAUGUGUACUUGUUCCGUAAGGACUUCGCCCAGACAAUGAUGAAGCUCUCUAAUCUCCAUGUCUUGACAGGCUCAGCAGGUCAGGUCAGGCGCAAUUGUUCCAAGUUAGUAUGACAAAUGACUGACUAUGAAAACUUUUGUUCACAUAUUCAAAACUAUGGUUAAUUUCUGUUUUUACCUUGUAAAUGUAGUAGCAAUAGUAAAAACAAACUGUCACAUAAAUGUUCAACAAAUCUUAUGAAUACAAGAGAAUUCUUCUUUCUUUAAAGUUUAA